UACACACCAGCCCUUUGAUUAAACGGCAUUCAAGCUACUGAAGAACGUUGAACAUAAACAGAAAGAUGAUCAAAGCGGUUAAUCUUGGGGGGUGGCUAGUCACCGAAGGCUGGAUGAAACCUUCUCUCUUUGAUUCCAUCCCAAACAAAGAUUUCUUGGAUGGAACUACACUUCAGUUUAGAUCGAAAAAAACCGGGAAAUUCCUAGCUGCAGAGAAUGGUGGAGGUACAAACAUUGUUGCAAACCGUGAAUCUGCUUCCGGCUGGGAAACGUUUACGUUGUGGAGGAUUGAUGAGAACAAAUUUCACAUACGGGUGUUUAACAAGCAGUUUCUAGGACUUGACUCAACCGGGAUCAAUUUGGUGGCAAUAUCAAAUGAUCAUCAAACAUCAGGUGUUUUUGAUAUUGUUAUGAAAUCCGAUGAUCCGAACCGUAUUCGUGUCCGGAUUAAAGCACCAAACGGAUUGUACUUGCAGGCAAAAACUGAAAAUCUUGUGACUGCUGAUUCAAAUGGAUACGGGCCAUGGCGAGACGAUGAUCCUUCGGUUUUUGAGAUGAUAAGAAUCCAAAGAUUAGAAGGAGAGUACCAAGUGACUAAUGGUCACGGUCGUUUAAAAGCACCACAAAUCAUGAAAGAUCACUGGGAUACAUUCAUAGUAGAAAAAGAUUUCGAAUUCAUAGCAACACAUGGAUUAAACGCGGUGAGAAUUCCGGUAGGAUGGUGGACCGCUAGUGAUCCAGCACCUCCGGAGCCUUAUGUAGGAGGAUCUCUACAAUACCUUGAUAAGGCCUUCUUGUGGGCAGGGAAAUACAAGUUAAAGGUAAUACUAGAUCUGCAUGCCGCUCCUGGUUCUCAAAAUGGUUACGAGCAUAGCUCUUCUUGGGAUGGUUCUAUCCAAUGGGGCCAAACAGAAGAAACUAUACAAGAAACCGUUAAUAUCAUUGAGUUCUUUGCGGCUAGGUACGCGAACAAUGCUAGCUUAUAUGCAAUUGAGCUCAUAAACGAACCUAAUGCAUCCGGGGUUUCACUAAGCGUCUUGACCAAGUAUUAUGAAGCUGGUUAUAAAGCUAUACGAAGUCAUGCUCCCAAUGUCUUUGUGAUUCUAUCAAACCGGAUUAACGGUGAUUCAAAAGAACUCCUUCCAGUUGCGAGUGGAAAGACGAAUGUGGUUAUUGAUGUUCAUUACUACAAUCUAUUUUCUAGCAUUUUCGAUAACAUGACCGUCCAACAAAACAUUGAUUUCAUCAAAACAGACCGUGCUAAUGAGCUACAAGCCAUCACGACGUCAAAUGGACCGCUGACUUUUGUAGGCGAAUGGGUGGCCGAGUGGAAUGUAAAAGCAUCUACUACUACUAAAGAAGAUUUCCAGAGGUUUUCAAAGGCUCAACUAGAAGUGUUUGGAGGUGCAAGCUUUGGGUGGGCUUAUUGGUCACUAAAACAUGUGUAUGACCAUUGGAGUAUGGAGUGGAUGAUAACAAAUGGCUAUAUUAGCCUUUAGAGGUUCAUCGAAAUUUGAUGAAGAAGUUGCGCAACCGUUUGAAUUAUAAAGUCUAUGGGGUUGACUAUGGAAUAUUACUAUAAGUUAAGAUGCAAGAAAAAGGUUUAUGUUAAGAGUUUACUUCUUUUAUUUUGUAAUGCUAUAUAAGCAUAUGUUGAUCAUAAUAAAAGCAAUCAAUUCCGGUUA
Molecule: messenger RNA, 1685 nt
Organism: Helianthus annuus (common sunflower)
Lineage: Eukaryota; Viridiplantae; Streptophyta; Magnoliopsida; Asterales; Asteraceae
Product: probable glucan 1,3-beta-glucosidase A
Exons: 6
Coding region: 66-1499 (477 amino acids)
Biological process (GO): cell migration; actin filament bundle assembly; establishment or maintenance of cell polarity
Cellular component (GO): actin cytoskeleton; cytoplasm
Molecular function (GO): hydrolase activity, hydrolyzing O-glycosyl compounds; actin filament binding
Source: RefSeq, a predicted model, not a curated record